AUGGAAUUGCCACCGACCCGCGUCGCCGGCGCCGCCGAGUGGGACGGCAGGCAGCUCACAACCGCCCGGGCGUCCGAUUGGUGCGAACGCCAUUACGCGACCAUCGCCAUUCAGGCCGGGCCCCCGCCAGCAGUUCUGUCCCCCGACGAGGAGGUCUUCUUCGAUGUAUGCGAAGGUCGCCAUAUUCCGCGCCAGACCUACCCUACGACGGGCAUAUCGUCAACGACACUAGCGAGUCCAGAACCCGCUGCUAGCAAGGGCAAGAAGAAAGCGGCUGCCGCCAAAGCGAAACAGGCUUCACGAUUGGCGCGCGCGCAGUACUCCAGCGACGACGACGAAUACAAUCCCUCUAACGUCGAGAAAGCCAUAGUAUCUGCCAAUAUCGCCAUCGCCCAGCCUACGGCAGCCUCGCUCAACGGUACAGGCAAAAAGUUGCGCAAGCGGGCGCCCUCCAUACCGCCCUUUCCGAAUUACGAAGAUCUUCGCCCCGUCAAGCGAACGCGGCAGCCCGAGGCGAUGCCCGUCCUGCGCAUUCGAGAUGUCGGGGUUCAGACGGAAGGCGCAGACAUCAUCUGGGGCUGGUACGGCGCAGAAGCGGCCAGCAGGGCCAAGUUGCGCGAGGAUAAUCACUUCCCGCCCAUGCCCUUUCCCGACGCGACGCACUACGUCGUCGAGGAGGCAAGCGUGGUGCUGUUCAAGAACGACCUCGCGCCCGAUAUCUUUGAGGCAGUCUGGCCUAAAGACAAGUGGUUGCGGAUGCGCGUUGCUGGGUUCUCUCGCCAAGGGACCCACAUCAUCAUGUCUCCCAACGCCAGCUAUAUCCCUUACUUCCCCGAGAAGCCUGAAGAGUCAGUCCGGUGGGCGGUGCACGAGGAUGGGCUGUACGGCGCCCAAGAAUACACGCGGGUUCCUUGCAAACAUAACGCGCGCGAGGGUCAUUCACUUUACUGCGCAUUCAUUCCCCGUCGUCCUCUCGAUCGCAAGGACCCAACGAGCAUCUUUUGGCACGACGUAUCGUACUGGUUCAUCCCCGCUCCCGAUCCGCUCAUCGACCGCGAAGAUCGCUACCUCCUCAAGCCAUAUAUUGCCGAUGCUCUCAAAGAGCCUGUGAAAUCUAUCUGCUCAUUGCUCAGAAAGAUCACCAAGGCCAGCAUCCACUACGGGGAAAAGAGCAUGAAGGAGGAUUUGGGAAUGAGUGACGAAGAGAUCCGAGACGCACUUCUAAAGGAGUCGCUUGGCCCCGAUGAUGACCGACAUGUUUCCAACGAGCACCUCGACAAGUACUACAAGACGCUGAUGGCUGGGCAUCCCUAUCUCGACGGCCUCGAGGUCGCUAUCCGCCAUCUGUACGGAUACCUCCAAAUCCACGGCAUGCCUCUCGUGCAAUGCCAACUGGCGGCGAGGGAGCUCCAGCGGUAUUGUCUGGAAGGGUGGGGCAUUGUGAAUCAGACCGUCGCGCACAACGAGAACAUCGAGCACCACCAAGACUUCAAUCCUGCAAACCCCUUGCGGUGGGUCGUUGGCGCAUUCACGGACGACUUCUUCACGAUGAAGUAUCUGGCUGAAUGUCGUGUCCCUGUUUGGCGCUCAGAAGUUUUUGGCGGGCCGAAUGGCAUGGCGUACGACAUGAAGUGGUCGAACUUCGUCAACGUCCCCUCAGUAGAGCGACUGGUGACGAUGACCUCCCCCUAUCGCAUGGUGUGCCUUUUGCCCCAUCCCGAGCGCCUCCCCUACGUCUUUAAGGGCACAUUCUCUGACAGUGGGUGGCUGGCAAAGGUGCACGCUUACUCGUCGAUUCAGUUCUCCGUCAACGUCCCUCUUGAUACGACGAUGAACGAGGACGAGGACCCGCUGUGGGCCCGCCCCAGUAUCAAGGACAGGGAGGCGUCCAAGUUGCGCAGCGUGGAUUACCUGCGCAGUGUUCGCGCUCCGGACCCGCCCCCAGCAAACCCGUUUGAGGCCGCAGAGUCCUUUGCGGACGACGAGAACAUCCCCACAGUCGAAGUUCUCCCCGUUGAAGACCGCCCGCUGCCCGCAAUCGAGGGCGUUGACACGACGCUCGACGACCACCAGGACGACAACGAGGACCGUGAGGCAUUAGCGUACAGCACCAUCGAUGUUGAUGCCAUUUCUUCGCGCGAGAGCUCCGCCGGCGUCGAAAUUGUCGAGAGCGUCAACCCGGCCCGUAACAACCAGGCGGCCGAGGUCAUCGACGUCGACAUGCUUCCCAUGAGCGUCCACGACUUCGAGGGGACCAUCGACGUCGACAUGUUACCUGACACGGAGCCGUUGGACCAGGGCACUGCGGCUGUUGAGGUCGCGCCAGCGUCUGUGACCCCGCCGCCUGAGGGUCGAGAGGACUCGCCGCCACUCUCGAGCGGUGCUGCUGCGACAACAGCGUCGACGCCGCCAGGGCCGGGAGCACCAGCGAAUAUACCGCCUCCGCCGAUAGCUAGCACGGCGGCAUCCGGGGCUUUCUCGUCUACUUCUGCAGCAGCGGCGCCGUCGCAGCCAUGGGGCAGAUCCCAGGCGCAUGUCCAGCAGCGGAUUCCGAAGGGCAUCCACACCAAUCCAAAGCAAUGGGUCACUUCCACCUACGACCAUCAGAAGGCCCUACCUUCCACGACGCUGGCAUGGGACGCUGCAAAAGCUGCUUGGACACAGUCUUGGAGCCACGGGGGCGCGCGAGAAGGCGACGCUAAGCGAUGCUUCCCGCUGCCCAGGACGCUCGUCAGUGGCAAGGACGAGUCGAAGCGCGUUGCCAUGGUUCACAUGUUUAUCUUGAUGAACAACAUGCUGCUAGAGAACGCGCGCGAGACGGACUGGGACGACGACCUUGACAGCACUCGACGUGCUGCGAACGCGCCGAUGCCGUGGAAGCUGUCGAACUCGGACUGGCGCCUGGUCCUCUUCGCCGAGCAUACGAUGAAUGCGAACCCCACUGGCCCUACCAAGAACGCGCUCGAAGCUAUCGAGGGCAUCUUCGGCGGCAAGGUCAACUUGGAGUUGCUUGUCCACAAGAUGCAACUUCCGUAUGUCAUUCACGGCGAGGAGGUCAGCCACGGUCAGAUGCCGGGCCCAGCUACCCUCAAGACGAUCCUGUGGCGCCUGCAGGAGGUGCUGUUCCGCAAGGACUGGAUCGACCUGAACCAGCGGAUGAGUGUCACGAUCAUGAACCGGGCGGAGCAGGAAGAGCGUCUACAACAAAUCUUCGACCCGGCUACGGUCAUCGCGGGUGAUCUCCUUACGGUGCGCGGCAACGGAGAGCAGCAGUUGGGCCUAGUGGCUAGCGAGUGGAGGGUGCGCGCGCGCUACGUGCGGGCAAUGGUCAAGAUUAUGGCAGGUUGGUCGCCGCCGAUCUGGGACUGUGUUAUCAGAGUGGCGCAGCUCAACCACCUCACACGGAGUCAGGCAGUUUGGCUCGAGGAGCAAGCCAGCAUGUUCUACACGCGGUGCUUGUGGGGUGAGCUUUACCGUGAGCUGGUGCCGCCUCCUAUCCGGUCCUCUGCAGAGCUUUAA
Molecule: messenger RNA, 3519 nt
Organism: Schizophyllum commune H4-8
Lineage: Eukaryota; Fungi; Basidiomycota; Agaricomycetes; Agaricales; Schizophyllaceae
Exons: 4
Coding region: 1-3519 (1172 amino acids)
Source: RefSeq, a predicted model, not a curated record